CUUCAAAGUCCUCUCCACGAUAACCAUAGACGGAGCUUCUAUGUCCGCAUGUUUGUUUGACGGCAGCGGCCCUCGCUCGGCCUUCUUCCGCCCAACCCUCUUUUUUGUUUUGGGUUUGAUUGGAUAUGGCGGUGGAUUAGGUGGCCUCACUGGCCGCAGCGACGGCGAUCCACGUUCUUUCUUCCAGAUGUGGCAUUUUAGUUUCGGCUUCUCCAUGUAUGCUCUCGAUUCACGAGAAAAAUGUGAUACUGAAAUUGCAAUCUUCCUUUUCAAUGACGUACAUUGAGAAGCACAGUCAGGCCCCGGGAGAUUUUACAUUGGAUUUUGCAACGAUAUGAAAAUUUGUGGACGAGCUUGUGUCACUUCUCAGUGCAGGGAUGAGAUGCGUCUCUGCUCUUCUUUGAUCUGCGUCGUUCCAACGGGUGGUAAACAUCCGAAUAUGGGCGGUUGACUGCAGUAUAGGUGGUUGUGAUCUGGGGAGGAUGCUCAUGGAGCUGUGGGAAAUCAGACAAGCUAGCAUACCGAUUCUUGGACUUUCCAUGGGAGAUGCCCAUAACGAGCUAACCCUUCUCCAUCUAAGGUUUAAUCCUGUUUUCGUGAAGGGCAGUUGCGUGAUGUCAAAAAUUUGUAGUGAGAAUUAGGCUGACAAAAGGGAAGUUUGAUUUAAUUGGUUAAGUAAUGAGCUUCAUAUUGCCAUCGCUUCGUAUCUCUCAAGUCCUUGCCACCUGCUCAUGCGUGCCAACAUAUUAUGGCCUCUCACACAUCGUGUUUUUAACUCCUUUUCUCUCCCUUCUGCAUGUGUUUGUGCGAAUCUUGGAUUGCAAAUUCAUUUCAAAUUUCCUGAGAUUCCUAUGAUAUCCCCCUAGUGUAAUAAUUUUUUAACUUGUUAAUCAUUUGAGACCAUUUGGUAACUGAUUAGUCAUCGAGAUCAUGACUGAGGUGGAUGUGGGGCCUCCUAUUCUGAAAGCAGCUGGUAAUAAACGGAGUUACAGGCUCAUCAGGUUGCGCAAUGGAUUAGAAGCAUUGCUAAUCUGUGACCCGGAUGUAAAUGACGUCGACGACGAGUCUACGGAAGAAGACAACGUUGAUAGAACGGAAGAUACGAACGCACAAUGUGAGUCUGACAUGUUGCUCGACUUGUCAAAUGACUCCCAGUACAAUUGCACAGGACUAGGUAGUGAGGACUUCGUGUUCAAUGCAAAGCGACGCCUGGGGUUUCAUCCAGAUGAAGAAGGGGGUCCAAGUAGAACACCCAUUUUAAAAACGAUCAAGCUGGACAAACUUACGAACAGAUUCAGGCAGGGGAAGCAGAGAAAGCACCCAAAUCUGGGCAAGGAGAGCAAGAAAGCCGAGGAACCCGAGAAGGACCUGACGAUUAAGAAUGCUGCAGCUGCCAUGUGUGUUGGAGUGGGGAGCAUGGCAGAUCCCCCAGAAGCACAAGGUCUUGCUCACUAUCUCGAGCACAUGCUAUUUAUGGGUAGCACCAAGUUCCCCGAUGAGAAUGAGUAUGAUAAAUUUCUGUCUCAGCAUGGAGGCAAUUCCAAUGCAUACACUGACCAGGAGUUCACAUGUUUCUACUUCGAUGUCAGAAACCGGAACUUAAGGGAUGCUCUGGACAGGUUUGCGCAGUUUUUUCUUUCUCCCCUUGUUAAGGUGGAUGCAAUGGAUAGAGAAAUUCAAGCCAUCGAAUCAGAGUUUGUGCAAGCUGCUGGCAAUGAUAUGAACCGCCUCUGCCAAGUGCAAUGUUAUACAGCUUUACCUUCCCAUCCGUUCCAUCGUUUCUCGUGGGGAAACAAAAAAAGCUUGCAUGAUGACCCCGUUAAUAAAGGCAUAGACAUGCGGGCCAAGCUUUUGCAGCUUUACCAUGAAGACUACAGAGCAGGACGUAUGAAACUUGUAAUACUUGGUGGAGAUUCAUUGGACACCUUGCAAAAUUGGGUGGUUAGCCUUUUCGGUCAAAUAAAAGAAGGUGGCGACGGGAGACUAAUAAUUCAUGGUGAACGCCGCAUUUGGGAGCCAAAUCGGAUGUACCGUGUGGCGGCUGGUACAGAACAGAAUUUGGUGGCACUUAAUUUUCCGCUGCCUUGCUUGGAGACCGCCUAUCUCACAAAGCCCCAUGAUUACUUUGGGCACAUUAUUGGUCAUGAAGGCCAAGGCAGCUUGUUGGCACUACUCAGAAGGAAAGGUUGGGCCCGGUCAAUGACUGCAGGUUGUGGAGAUAAUGGACUGGAAACGAACCAAAUGCUAUUCUUGUUUACAAUACGAAUUACACUUACCAAUCAUGGUGUUGAACAUGUUAUGGAGGUAAUUGGUUUACUGUUCCAAUACUUGAAAAUGUUGCGAUCCUUGGGGCCACAAGAGUGGAUCUUUCAAGAGCAGAAUGCCGUAAGCAAAUUAAAUUUUGAGCAUUUUGAGGAUCCCGCUCAGGACGAUUACGUAGCAAGCCUUGCUACCAAUAUGUUCUUGUACACGAAAGCACAUGUCUUAUACGGGGAUUAUGCACAUGAUAUUUGGGAUCCAGCUAUGAUUACUGAACUCCUAGCUCAAUUAAUCCCUGUUAACAUGCGGGCCGAUCUUUUGCUCCACCGCUUUGACAAAACAUCUUCUGAUGUUCAGAUGGAGCCGUGGUUUGAAACUGCCUUCACAGUUGAAACCAUUCCAACUGCCCUCCUAAAACUCUGGGCUGAUCCGCCCUGUGUGGACUCAUCCUUGCGUUUGCAAGAGCCCAAUAUGUUUAUUCCCCAUGACAUCACCAUUGUCCCUAGCAAAGAGGAUGGGUCAAAGAACCCAAGCUGUCUCCUUGACUCUGCUGCACUCAAAGUGUGGCACAGAUGUAAUCCAAUUUUGAACACGCCGCGGGUUAAUGCGUGCUUCUCAAUAAUGUUUUGGCCUCCCACUAAAAAAAUUAUUGAUGCAGUACUAGCUGAAUUGUACCUUAUUCGCCUGUCAAAUCAACUGAAUGAGACUCUGUAUUUGGCUGACGUUGCAAAACUGGAGACCUCGCUCAGUUUGUCGGGGUAUAGGAUAGAGUUAAAGAUAUUUGGAUUCAGCGAGAAGCUACCGGUACUUGCUCAAAAGAUCGCCAGUCAAAUGCAGAAUCUCGCUUCAACAGAGCUGGAGUUCAAGAGCAGUGUGGAGGUGUUGGCGGAAGAGUACAAACGGGCUAAUGAGAAGCCGAUUGACCAUGCCGCUUACCUUUUGACACAAGCCUUAUCCAAAAGAUUUUGGGACGUUGACCAUAGAUAUAAUUGUUUGCAAAUUCUUGCUUUCCAAGAUUUUACUAAGUUUGUUGCGAAUCUCUUCUGCAAAACAUAUAUUGAGUGUUUUGUGGACGGGAACGCUACAAAGAAGCAGGCCCUUGCUUUAGCUAAAAUUUUCAAGGAAGCUCUAGUCAGUUGUCCAUUUCCAUUACAGGAAAGGCCCACUAAUUGUGUUGUGAGGUUGCCAACUGGAACUUCAAUGCUGUAUAUGGAGAAAGUUAAAUGCGAGUUUGAAAAAAAUUCCGUAGUUCAUUCGUAUUUCCAACUUGGGCAAGAUCGAGGAAAAGAUUCCAUGAGGUUGCGGAGCUUGAUGACGUUGUUCAUCGAUAUUAUAUCUGAGCCAUUCUUCAAUCAGCUUAGAACUAAGGAACAAAUAGGAUACGUUGUAGACCUUGCUGAUGAAGACCUGCACGGAGUGCUAGGCAUCAGCUUCAUGGUUCAGUCUGCAAAAUAUAGCCCUGCUUACAUUGAGAGCCGCAUUAAUGCUUUUAUCAAGACUAUACCAAAAAUGCUGAAAGAUAUGAAGGACACCGAAUUUCAAUCUCACAAGGAAUCUCUUAUAGCCGAAAAACAAGGGUAUCCCAGUACUUUGAUCGACGAAAGUAAUGACUUCUGGGAGCAAAUCUGGACACACAGGCAUUUAUUUGAUACCAACAAGCACGUUGUGAGAGAGUUGAUAGAAGUUUCCAAAAAUGAGAUGAUAAACUGGUGUCGCCGUCUCCUAGGCGCUCGUUCGCGCUUGCGACGGCACUUGUGUAUCUAUGUCGUGGGGGUUAAUGCUCAGGAGGGUGAUGUUGAUGAUCCCGUUUGCAAAACUUCAUCAGGGGACCAAAAUGAGCCCCGAAGAACUGUGCUGAUUGAUAAUUUGGAUGAGUUCCAGAGGAAUCUUGAGAUCUAUCCCGUCCGCUUUUAGAUUCUGAAACGGCGAGCUUAAGAUCCAUUGAUCAGCAGUUUUUUACUAAUUUGUAGCCGACUCUAAACUUAUGAAAGUUGAAGGGAGACGCACAAUGAUCUCCAAAUCGUGGUUUUAAGGGGAGAGAUUCAUUUUGAACCAUCUGAUAUUUUAGGAUGAACUGUUUUUGACCCAAGCUUUGGCUGGCCAGAAAACUUCGUUUAUCUGGAUAACCUGCUUAAGUACUCGGC
Molecule: messenger RNA, 4403 nt
Organism: Physcomitrium patens
Lineage: Eukaryota; Viridiplantae; Streptophyta; Bryopsida; Funariales; Funariaceae
Source: RefSeq, a predicted model, not a curated record